This is a messenger RNA of Naumovozyma dairenensis CBS 421, 456 nucleotides long. RefSeq lists its product as uncharacterized. Bases 1 to 456 code for a protein of 151 amino acids. Gene Ontology annotation, biological process: mating; sexual reproduction. The record is from RefSeq and is a predicted model, not a curated record. Gene Ontology annotation, molecular function: mating pheromone activity. The transcript has a single exon. Gene Ontology annotation, cellular component: extracellular region. NCBI's taxonomy places the organism in Eukaryota, Fungi, Ascomycota, Saccharomycetes, Saccharomycetales, Saccharomycetaceae.
AUGAAAUUUACCACUAUUUUAUCUGCCAUUACUCUACUUUCCUCCUCCGCGUUCGCUGAGGAUAUCUCAACCGGAGAUGCUGAAUUACCACAGGUUCCAGCAGAAGCUGUCCUUGGUUAUUUGGAUUUUGGUUCCGAUAACGACAUUGCCAUGCUACCAUUUGCCAACACAACCUCUAAUGGUUUAUUAUUUGUCAACACUACUAUUGUUGAACAGGCAAACGAGAAAUUAGAAAACGAUCCCUCCUCUUUAACUAAGAGAGAAGCUGAUGCUGAAGCUAACUGGCAUUGGUUGAGACUAGAUCCAGGUCAACCACUAUACAAGAGAAGUGCGGAUGCUGAAGCUAAAUGGCAUUGGCUAAGGUUAGAUCCAGGCCAACCAUUAUAUAAAAGAGAUGCUGAAGCUGAUGCCAAAUGGCAUUGGUUGAGAUUGGAUGCAGGUCAACCAUUAUAUUAA